GGGGCCCACGCCCGAAAAUUCCAAUGGCUGUUGAUGCAACCAAUAAACUACCCACUUUAUCUCCCUUUCUCCAACUCUGCUCCCAAUUUUCAUUCUAUUUUUUAACCAUCCGAGAAAUUAUCAUCAGAAAUGGCAGACCACGAGGCCGAUACGAGGCCUGGCUCGGUCAAGGCAGCCGUCCAGCGAAUUAGCGAAGGCAACUCCAAGCUCAACAACUUCCAAACAUCAUUUCAGGAGAAGGCUUUCGUCAAAAGGAGAGAGCUCCAUUGGGCAAAGAGAGAUACUAACCUUUUUGCCGAGAGCAGAAAGAAUGCUGAGCUGGUAACUGCUGAAGCGAGGUCCGAGCUGUUUGCUGCAAAGAAAAUGGCCAAGGAUCUAAAGCAAAGAAUCGAUGAGUCGAAUGCCAGAGCAAAAUCAGAGAUGGAGGACUUGGAGAAGCUGCGGAUGGGUAAGCGAGAGGAAGAAGAAUGGAACAAUGCGAAUUUUGAGUGUGAGAAAGUGAUGAGAGAAUUGGAAAUGGUGAAACGAGAACUGAGCAAGCUCAAGAUGGAUAUGGCUUCCGUCAUGGAAGAGAGGAGGCGGGCGGAGAAAGAGAUGAAUGCAUCCCUUUCGAAAAGAGAGACUUGCUUGAGUUCAGUUGAAUCACUUACCAAGGAGAUUGAGGAGGUCAAUGAAGAGCACGUACUGGUUGAGCUGGCCCGAAUCGAAGCCAUUAAGGAGUAUGAAGAAAUCGAAACUCAAACCAGAGAACAGGCUCGAAUCUACGCAUCUGCAACUGCAAUAGAGCUAUCUCAGAAGAAAACGCAAACCAUCAUUGAUGCAAAACAACUCGAAGCAAGACUGAUGGCCACCAUGUCGGAAAUCAGUGUGUUAGAGAGCGAACUCAAAAUGAAAAAGGGAGUAGAAAAUAUUCAGGAAGUGGAUUCUGCGUCUUUGUUAGAGUCGGUGCUGAAAGAGUUGGUCGCAACAAAAAAGGAAUUGGAACAAGUUCAAGAAGGAAGCUUCCAGUUUAUGGCUUCCAUGGAUGUUGUCCGGGAUGAGCUCACGCAUGCCAUGGACCAAACAACUCGAUUAAAGAAGGAAGAAGAGGAAACAGAGAUGUUUAUACAAAGUCUCAAUUCAAAGCUUCUAAAAGCCAAAACCAAGCUGGAAGAAACAUCUGCGGCUGAAGACAAGGCAAAAGAUAUCAUAUCGAAUCUCAAGCUCACACUUGAACAGCUCGAGUCAGAAGCUGAAACACACGAGAAAGAGAAGUCGCUCAGCAGCGAAGAAACUGCAGUUGUCAAGGCAGAAAUUCAGAAAUCAGAGAAAGAGAUAGACUUGUCUGAGGAAAGAUUACAAGCUGCGUUACAAGAUCUCAAAGCUGUCAAAUCAUCAGAAGCAUUGGCGCUCGAGAAUCUGAAAUCUGUUAUCGAGAAGACAGUGAGAAAUAGAGGUUCAGCCUCUCGGCCUAGCUCAAUGAUAACUAUUUCAAAGUUUGAAUACGAGUACCUGAAAGGGAAUGCAGCGGGGGCGAAGGAGAUAGCAGACAAGAAGGUUGCAGCUGCUCAGGCGUGGGUUGAAGCUUUGAAGGCAAGUGAGAAAGAAAUUCAGAUUAAAGCAGAGCUCUUCAGAAGAGAAACGAGAGAGCUACAAGUAGAGGAAGAACGCGAGGUUCAUCAAACAGAAACAGAAGGAUCAAAAAAAAGAGAUGAAAAUGAGUUUGAGAAAUGGAGGCAAAUGAUGGAACCAGAAAAGUCGCUUGAUGUCAAAGCCAUGAACAAAAGCGUUAAAAGGACACCAACAAGACGAGGAAUGGCUCGGAGAUCCGCUUCUCCAGUUGUUCAUGGUACUCCUCGGUCAACUUCUUUCACGGUCGGGAGGAGGAGAAAGGUGAUGCCAAAUCUAGCCAAGUUUUUUAGCGGAAAGCCAAUUGAGAGUGAUGUACAACCCACAUAGAAACUUCACCAGUAAAUCAGGCAUAGUUCAUACCACCAAAUAAUGUCUUGCUUGCUUGGUAAGUUGAUCAAUUUUAGCUCCUUGGCUUGUAUUUUGGGAUUGUACACAGUUACCAGUUUUGAGAGGGAGAAUGUUGUUAUCA
Salvia splendens (bonfire salvia) is the source of this 2080-nucleotide messenger RNA. RefSeq names its product protein PLASTID MOVEMENT IMPAIRED 15. NCBI's taxonomy places the organism in Eukaryota, Viridiplantae, Streptophyta, Magnoliopsida, Lamiales, Lamiaceae. The record is from RefSeq and is a predicted model, not a curated record. The transcript is spliced from 2 exons. Bases 130 to 1938 code for a protein of 602 amino acids. Gene Ontology annotation, cellular component: cytosol. Gene Ontology annotation, biological process: chloroplast accumulation movement; chloroplast avoidance movement.